AUGGAGGAGGCGAAGAGGAAACAAUUGAUUUGGAAGAUUGACAUGCACAUUUUACCCUUUGUGGUAUUGUUGUAUCUAUUCAGCUUUCUGGACAGAGUGAACAUCGGCAAUGCGAGACUUUACGGGCUGGAAGAAGACCUUGGUCUGGUUGGAGACCAGUAUCAAACCGCGGUGUCUAUUUUAUUCGUGACCUACUGUCUUUUCGAGGUCCCGUCAAACCUGCUCAUCAAGAAACUCCGCCCAGGACGCUAUAUCGCGGCGAUCUCCGUAAUCUGGGGCAUCAUCGCCACUUUGACAGGAAUUACCAGGAACUAUGGGGAUCUGAUCGCUUGCCGUAUCCUCUUGGGGGUCGUGGAAGCCGGGUUGUUCCCAGGCCUCGUGACGUACCUGACGAUGUUCUACAGCAAGCGUGAAUUGGCUCUCCGGACAGGAUAUCUGUUCAGCAGCGCUGCCAUAGCUGGUGCCUGCGGGGGUCUUCUGGCGUACGGCAUUGGCUUUAUGGAGGGCAUCUGUGGGCUCCGGGGCUGGAGAUGGAUCAUGAUCAUCGAAGGCAUCCCUACCGUCCUCAUCGGGAUAGCCACCUGGUUCUUCCUCGCUGAUAGCCCCGACACCGCCUACUACCUCAACGAUGACGACAGAGCGCUGGUGGUCCGCCUCCGCAGCCGCCAAACCGGCCAGACCGCCUCGGCCCAGAACUUCCAUUGGGCCGACGUCAAAGAGGGUGCGCUCGACUGGAGGAUCUACGUCUUCUGCAUCGCCCAGUUCGGCGUGGACACGAUGCUGUACGGUUACAGCACAUUCCUCCCCACCAUCAUCAAGGGCAUGGGGUCAUGGUCUACUGCUGAAGUACAGGCGCUCACCAUCCCCUGCUAUGCAUUGGGGGCCCUGGCAUAUCUGGCGGUGGCGUGGAUCAGCGACCGGACCCAGCAGCGCGCGCUCUACUCCUGCAUCUUUGCCGCCAUUUCCGUCGUCGGAUACGGGAUCCUCAUCUCGGAUACGUCCUCGGGCGUCCACUACUUCGGAGCCCUGCUCAUCGCCUUGGGUCUGUACGUCGCCGUGGGUCUUCCCCUCGCAUGGCUGCCUACCAACCUACCGCGCUACGGAAAGCGAACAUUCGCCACUGGUCUGCAACUCACCUUUGGCAACGUGAGCGGCGUCAUGUCUCCCUUUCUGUAUAAGACCAAUGAAGCCCCGCGCUACGUGCGCGGAAACGCCGUGACGCUCGCGCUUGUCGGGUUCGCGGGGGUCAUCUACGCUCUGAUGUGGGUUUACUAUCGCCAGAAGAACAGUCGCAGAGCCCAGGGUCUUGAGGAUGAGAAGGUCGCUGGGUUAACGGAUGAGCAGAUCGAGGAGCUUGGGGAUAAGAAUCCUCGAGAUGAUGAUGCCCGGCCGUGGAAUAUUCUUCACCAUCUUGGGGGCAAUGGGCCUUGGAUUGAGAAGACUGAUGGGGGAGUUGAGGCGCAGGGGGUUGACCCGCCGGAGGGGUGCUCGGUUGAUCAGGUUCAUAUGAUGUCCCGCCACGGAGAGCGAUACCCGACCACAUCAGCAGGAAGCCGCCACCUGGAAUUCCUCAGCAGACUCAAAGAAGCCAACGUCAUCACCAACGGCUCCCUGUCCUUCCUCAACAACUGGACCUACUUCACCAACACCCCAGAGAAAGACUUCGACCAGCUAACAACCACCGGGCCCUACGCAGGCACCCUGCAAGCCUUCACGACAGGCGUCCGCUUCCGCACCCGCUACGGCCACCUCCUGGCACCGCAGAAGGUGCGCCUCUGGGCAAGCGACUGCAACCGCGUCAUCGAAUCAGCGCGGUACUUUGCAGCGGGCCUCUUCGGGCUCGACUGGGAAGCGAACGGCAAGGCCGAGCUGGAAAUUAUCCCCGAGACGGCCGACCGCUUGGCUGACACGCUGACACCAGGUGAUACGUGUCUGCGGUACGUCGACGACGCGGUUGCCGGCCAUGACAAUGGCGCCAACAUGCUGGCGCUGUUCCAGCAGGCUUAUGCCCCGCCUAUUGCGGAGCGGUUGAUCUCGCAGGAGGGUAAUGCUGAGUUGGGCCCGUUCAGCAGUGUAGAGGUGUUUAGCAUGCAGGAGAUGUGUGGGUUUGAGAUGAUCGCGCGCGGCGCGAGUCCCUGGUGUGAUGUCUUCACCAAGGAGGACUGGGAUAACUUUGAGUAUGCUCGUGACUUGAUACACUACUACCGUGCGGGUCCUGGGACGCCGUAUGCUGGCGCGAUGGGAUGGCUGUGGUUGAAUGCUACGGCGGAUUUACUCAGGAAGGGGCCUGAAGCUGGGACUACGUUUUUCAGUUUUGUCCACGACGGGGACAUCGCUCCGUUUCUCACUGCGCUGGAUAUCAUGAAAGAUCCGAAAUACGAUCCCUCUCUGCCUACGUCGCACAUGGCUGCAGACCGUGCGUGGCGUACGUCGACCGUGAUGCCGAUGGGCGGUCGUAUUGUGCUGGAGAGGAUGGUUUGUUCGGGUGGUGCUGGUGAUGAACCGACAUACCUCCGUACCCUUAUCAAUGAUGAGGUUGUCCCGCUGCCGUACUGUCAGUCGGGGCCUGGGAUGUCCUGCUCGUUGAAGGAAUUUGAGGAGCAUGUCGAUAGACGGAGACGGGAAGUGGGUGAGUUCGCAGACGUCUGUGGGAUAGAGGGUGAUGCAGGGGGGAUCACAGUGAGACUUAAUCCUCAGCAGACACAUCAGAUUGUGCAUCUCCGUACUAAUACAGUCAGUGAAUCCCGCAACCCCCGACGACCACCCGAAGAAACCGGCCCGUUCGGCAAGCGACGAAACGCCCGAUACGAGCACACCCGAUCGCGCACACGGACAGGCACACCCGCAAAGCGCGAGAACCCCAACGUAGCCGAGUUCGGGCGGCUCUUCGCCGCACAGCAGGAAGACGAACAAGUGCGGAGCAACACGCUGCCGAAGUCGUCGUCGAGUAGCAGCCUGGACAACGUGCGCAAGCAGGUCGCGGAGAAGGUCGCCACGGAGUGUAUCUUUUACGGAUACAGCAGCAAGGACUUUGAGUGGAAGGUCAUCGACAAGUAUGAGCGCAUCUCGCGCGGCGCUAUCUGCGAGGAUUACCCGCGCAGCGACCCCAACUCGGCGAGCUCGUUCUCUCAGCUGCUGAGUGGUGGGGAUGUGGUUAUUCGGAAGGAUCUGUCGGUUGAUGCGAAUCGCAAGUCGAAGCAUUAUGCUGGGGGUUAUCAUUGGAUUAAGGUCACAUUCGACUCGACGACUGCUGCGGAUCGGGCUUGCUUUUACUCGCCGCAGGAGAUUGACGAUCAUCUGGUGUUCUGCGAGCUGUACCGUGGUCAUGGUCCGUCGGAGGAUGUUCCCAUCCCCAAGGGGUCCGCCAUGGCAGGGCAAUUUGCGUCCAAGGCGCCGCGCACACUGAGCACAUCACACUCGACUACCUUCCUCCAGGGCAAGGCGCAAGAGCGCUCCACGUUACCGCGAUCGUUCGCGAUGAACAAUCUAUCCAGUGUACCAGACGUCGACGAGGAGGCGGACGAGCACUCGCAAUCGCUGGAGUCCACCCCGACCGCCAGCUCAGCCACAGCCACCGGCAUCGACCAGGGGUCGUUCUCGGGGCUGCAACAGCGGCACGCGCCGCAGGAACCCAAGCCUGAGUCUGAAUUUAUGACGCACAUCCCCACCGUCCGGCGAACGAAGCUACGCCCUAUGGUGGAGGCCCUACCGCCGCAGCCGACGGUCACAGAGCGCGUGCUCCGCUCGAUCCCCAUCCUCAGCUGGUUCACGGGCGACAUCGUCGGCGACGGGCCGCAGCUGAAAGAAGACGGCACGUUCGACUACGACAAGUCGAACACUUACUGGCGACUGUGGUAUAUGGUGGAUAUGGUCCUGGGUACGGACAUUUGCGGACUACGCGAGGAGUCUUGA
Aspergillus candidus is the source of this 3912-nucleotide messenger RNA. RefSeq names its product allantoate permease family MFS transporter. Gene Ontology annotation, cellular component: membrane. The record is from RefSeq and is a predicted model, not a curated record. NCBI's taxonomy places the organism in Eukaryota, Fungi, Ascomycota, Eurotiomycetes, Eurotiales, Aspergillaceae. Gene Ontology annotation, biological process: transmembrane transport. Gene Ontology annotation, molecular function: transmembrane transporter activity. The transcript is spliced from 9 exons. Bases 1 to 3912 code for a protein of 1303 amino acids.